GGGGCUUGAAAGGUAGGGAGUGGGCAGAUGGCCAGGCAAAGUUGAUCCGAGCCAGGAGGGACUUUGUCUGCGCCCUUUCGCCUCUGAGAACCGCCGAGCGACUUGGACUUGACCCCGCAGCACCCCAAGCGCUCUGAACAGUAUAUCUGCCGCCCUGCGCGGGAGCGCACUUGCAAACUUGCUGGAGGUGCCCCGCGCGUCCUGUUGUGUAACCUCCGCGCCUUCAGCUGGACCGGGAAGUUGCCCGCCGGUCCUCCAGCUUGCUUCAGUCGCAGCCCGGGGCGAAUUUCAUGGCCCGCGACGAACGCGCGGCCAAAGCCGGCGUGGGCGAGCCCCCUCGCGCUCCGACCCGUGGGGAGCUCUCGCGCGCGGUCCCUUCCCGUGGCCCGCGCCUCGGAUGCGCUCAGAGCCUCCCGUCGCUGUCGCUCGCUCACCAGGGUCUGCGUUUCCGAGUUGCUGCCUGAGUUGGAAAGAAGAGGAUGACCGAGGUGCCUUGGCUAGCUGUCCCCAAUGGGACAGAUGCAGUCUUCCUGACUGGUCUGGGCUCGCCUUGGGGAAACAGUACAGUCGCUGCCACUUCAAUAUUCCGAUGUUCCCUGAUCAAGACAGGUUUCCAAUUUUACUACCUGCCGGGGGUCUACAUCUUAGUGUUCAUCAUCGGCUUCCUUGGCAACAGCGUGGCUAUCUGGAUGUUCGUUUUCCACAUGAAGCCUUGGAGCGGCAUCUCCGUGUAUAUGUUCAACUUGGCCCUGGCUGACUUUUUGUAUGUGCUCACCCUGCCAGCCCUCAUCUUUUACUACUUCAACAAGACUGACUGGAUCUUCGGGGAUGCUAUGUGCAAGCUGCAGAGAUUCAUCUUCCAUGUAAACCUCUAUGGCAGCAUUUUGUUCCUCACCUGCAUCAGCGCACACAGGUACAGCGGCGUGGUGUACCCACUCAAGUCACUGGGCAGGCUCAAGAAGAAGAAUGCCAUUUAUGUCAGCUUACUGGUGUGGCUCAUUGUGGUGGCGGCCAUCUCCCCCAUUCUCUUCUACUCUGGCACUGGGAUUCGGAAAAAUAAAACCAUCACCUGCUACGAUACCACCUCCGAUGAGUACCUGCGCAGUUACUUCAUUUACAGUAUGUGCACAACGGUGGCCAUGUUCUGCAUCCCCUUGGUGCUGAUCUUGGGCUGUUAUGGAUUAAUUGUUAGAGCUUUGAUUUACAAAGACUUGGACAACUCUCCUCUCAGAAGGAAAUCCAUUUACCUGGUGAUAAUUGUCCUGACUGUGUUUGCUGUGUCUUACAUCCCUUUCCACGUGAUGAAAACGAUGAAUUUGCGGGCACGGCUGGAUUUCCAGACCCCAGAAAUGUGUGAUUUCAACGACAGGGUUUAUGCCACUUACCAGGUGACAAGGGGUCUAGCAAGUCUCAACAGCUGCGUGGACCCCAUUCUUUAUUUCUUGGCUGGAGAUACUUUCCGAAGGAGACUGUCCCGGGCCACCAGGAAAGCUUCCAGGAGGAGUGAGGCCAAUUUGCAAUCCAAGAGUGAAGAAAUGACUCUCAAUAUUUUAUCUGAGUUCAAGCAGAGUGGAGACACAAGUCUGUGAAGGCACAAGACCCAGACUCCCCAGUUUUGUAACCUGGUAGGCUGCUCAUAGAACCAGAUGCUUUUCUCCUAUUGAUGUGAGAGAAUGCUUCAAGCAGGGCAAGCAGUGAGUUUAAUGAAAGAAGCACCAAUCUGACGCCCAAAGCCACCUUUCUCUUCCUUUCCUGUAAGCGCCUUUCUUAUUAACAAGAUGUAUGUGUGAUAAGACAGUACUACUAGGUAAACACACACACUCCCUCUCCUUCCAUUUAAAUCCACGGGCUUUUCUAGUCACAAGAUGUGUGCAUGUGUAGCAGAGCAAUUUUGAUAUUAAAAUUUUCUCUAAGAAAACUGGCCUCUGUUGCUGUGAAUAACUCUGGGCACAAACAAAUUGAAAUCUAUACUUUCAAAGAUUGUUUGGCACAGUAUAAUGACGUGCUGGCCAGUCCACUCAGUAAUGAGCAGACAGAUGCCCGAGGUGCAUGACUCUCCAUCCCUCAUAGGCAGAGAUGGAGGCAGAUAAUGUCUUCGGGGAAUUGAAUAGAAAAAUGAAAUCAGUGAACUUUUGUGUGAGGAAAAUGAGCAUUUCCAGCUAUUUCUGGAAAAUUGAUUAGUGAGCAUUUCUUGUUUAAUGUUAGAUGGUGGGAGGCUGCAGAUAUUAUAUCAUUGGCAAAAUGCAUUCAAAAUAACUGAAGCGCAUGUGUUUUUCUUACAGAUAUUGUGGACUGUUAGGCUUCCUGGGAUUAAAAAAAGAAAAAAAAGUUCUCACUUGCAUCACUGCUGUGCAGUGUCUUAGGACUUUGUGGUCCAAGACAACUGUUCACUCACAUCUGUGAAAACACUUCUGAAAAAUUACAGUUAAAUUUUAGACUAAAGGCUGGGUGAAACAGCAGAACUGUUGGGAGAAGAGGGAUGCGGGGCAGGACUGUCAGUGUUUCAGAGGGUCAUGGCUGACAGCCAUUCACACUGCAUCUGGGGUGAGGAGAAGCGCUGGGGAAGAAAGAUGUCAAACUAAAAUAACAGUGGGAACAUUCUUUCUCUUUCUUCGAAGUUCUUUAAAACAUUUUAAGUGCAGAAUGAAAGGGGGAAAUAAGGAAGCCACUUAGGUAUGCCCAGAGCAGGGAAAGCUGUAAUCUUUUAACGAUUUGUAAUCUUUUGAUGACUUUUUAAAUGAAAAACAUUUGCAAAGAUAUAUAAAGGAAAUUAACUUUAAAGUACUUGAGGUAUGAAACAGCUGAAGAGUAGGGCAUUGAAAAUAUUCAUCAAGCCAUUCAUAGUUAGGGGAUAGCAGUAUUUUCUACUCUUGUCUGCUAGAGUGAAAUAUUCAUAAAGUAUAUUGAAUUUUUAAAGUAAAUUUCAAUGAAUAACAAAUCACUACAUGUAUAGCCUUUGAAAUGGUAGAAAUUUAAUUUAAUUAAAAUAAUGAGAAAAUAAAGUAGUUACACAUAAAUAAAUAAAUGUGAUGUGUAAGGAAUUUUAGCUGUGAAAGCUAAUCCUUAUGCAGCCAUCUGCUGAGUUAAGUGAUGGUUGAAACUGCUUUUAAAGUAUU
Acomys russatus (golden spiny mouse) is the source of this 3116-nucleotide messenger RNA. RefSeq names its product purinergic receptor P2Y1 (gene P2ry1). The record is from RefSeq and is a predicted model, not a curated record. Gene Ontology annotation, molecular function: G protein-coupled ATP receptor activity; G protein-coupled ADP receptor activity; A1 adenosine receptor binding. Bases 480 to 1589 code for a protein of 369 amino acids. Lineage: Eukaryota; Metazoa; Chordata; Mammalia; Rodentia; Muridae. Gene Ontology annotation, cellular component: plasma membrane. Gene Ontology annotation, biological process: platelet activation; phospholipase C-activating G protein-coupled receptor signaling pathway; relaxation of muscle. The transcript has a single exon.